This is a messenger RNA of Cynocephalus volans (Philippine flying lemur), 1315 nucleotides long. RefSeq names its product zinc finger protein 771 (gene ZNF771). The transcript is spliced from 3 exons. The coding region runs from base 98 to 1051 and encodes 317 amino acids. Lineage: Eukaryota; Metazoa; Chordata; Mammalia; Dermoptera; Cynocephalidae. The record is from RefSeq and is a predicted model, not a curated record. Gene Ontology annotation, biological process: regulation of transcription by RNA polymerase II. Gene Ontology annotation, molecular function: DNA-binding transcription factor activity, RNA polymerase II-specific; RNA polymerase II cis-regulatory region sequence-specific DNA binding.
CCGUCCCGCCCCCGAGCCGGGGCCUCCCAGAGUGCCCAACCGCCAGGCGCCCAGGCCUGGGGCAGCGCGAGCGCCGAACCUCCGGCUGGACACCAAGAUGCCUGGCGAACAGCAGGCAGAGGAGGAGGAGGAGGAAGAAAUGCAGGAGGAGAUGGUGCUGUUGGUGAAGGGUGAAGAGGACGAGGGUGAGGAGAAGUAUGAGGUGGUGAAACUCAAGAUCCCCGUGGACAACAAGGAGGUCGCGAGCGAAGGGCCAGCGCCGUCGGCCGACCCGGCGCGCCCCCACGCGUGCCCGGAUUGCGGCCGCGCCUUCGCGCGCCGCUCCACGUUGGCCAAGCACGCGCGCACGCACACCGGGGAGCGGCCCUUUGCGUGCACCGAGUGCGGUCGUCGCUUCUCGCAGAAGUCGGCGCUGACCAAGCAUGGCCGCACGCACACAGGCGAGCGGCCCUACGAGUGCCCCGAGUGCGACAAGCGCUUCUCGGCGGCCUCGAACCUGCGGCAGCACCGGCGGCGCCACACGGGCGAGAAGCCGUACGCAUGCGUGCAUUGCGACCGCCGCUUUGCGCAGAGCUCCAACUACGCCCAGCACCUGCGCGUGCACACGGGCGAGAAGCCGUACGCGUGCCCGGACUGCGGACGCGCCUUCGGCGGCAGUUCGUGCCUGGCGCGCCACCGGCGCACGCACACGGGCGAGCGGCCGUACGCAUGCACCGACUGCGGCACGCGCUUCGCUCAGAGCUCAGCGCUGGCCAAGCACCGGCGCGUGCACACGGGCGAGAAGCCGCACCGCUGCCCCGUGUGCGGCCGCCGCUUCGGCCAUCGCUCCAACCUGGCGGAGCAUGCGCGCACGCACACUGGAGAGCGGCCCUACCCGUGCGCGGAAUGUGGCCGCCGCUUCCGCCUCAGCUCGCACUACAUCCGCCACCGUCGCUCGCACAUGCGACGUCGCCUCUAUAUCUGCGCCGGCUGCGGCCGGGACUUCAAGUUGCCCGCCGGCGCCACGGACGCCAAUGCCGCCGAGCGCUGCCCUGAGUGUGAGGGCAGCUGAGCCGCCGCUCUUGUCGCUGCGGGGCUGCGAGCAUCCGGCUGGGGAGGCGCACGCUGGGAGCGCGACGGGGAGGCGGCUGCGCUCACCUGGACGACGACUCCUCCCCCGCCUGGCACCCGGGUCUGGGAAAGGGUGGGACAACAGGCCUGGCUGCCCUGGGAUGGGGAGAACUUCCUGCCGGGGUCCCUGGAAACAGUGCCCACCUCCCCCUCACGACAUUCCUUCGGCCUGUGUUAGUUAAUAAAGUAUUAUAUUCUCACCCCA